UUCUGUGUAAUUGACCAAUAGGCGACAUUUCUGUCCAUGCAUACAGGUGUGCACGGCUGCGCAUACCGGAGCAGCGUGGGAUCUGGUGUUUGCGUUAGGAGCGUCUGAUUGUUAGUGUGACACGGACGGAAAGGAGCCUUCCUCCCCCACCAGCGAAGCGGCUUCUGUCUGCAAACCGCGCAACUAGGGCAUGCAUUCAGCCAGCACACAGCAGCGGCAGCGCACCAAACAAGCCGCUGUGAUCUGAGAGCCUCUGCACGGCGACGGCUCGCUCUUUCGUAACGGAGUCGGGGCAGCUUCAGCGUUUGCGGGACAAUUUCGAGCUUUGAGUAUAGGGACAGGUCUGUGAAAAGGCAGGCGUGUGUCGGAGGGUUUGCAUCCCCUCUUUUUUGUUGUUAUUGGGGUUUUUUUUUAAACCCCCUUCGUAUUGCUCUCUGGUUUUCAUCCCGGAUCCCGCAAGAUGCAGCCUCUUACCUGACAGAUCUGUGGCACCACAGCUGCUGCUGCUGCCUACAGCUCUCCUGUCAUCAUCGGGAUCUGUCCCCUUCAAACAGGACAAGAUAGACUUCGGCUCAUCAUCGAAAGUGGCCCCUGUCAAGAGAGAAACCUGCUGAAGAUGACUUCAUCCGAGCCGACUGCCUGAAAGCAGCAUGAGAUUACUGAGGACUAUCACGCUGACCGCUGAUUCGAGCUGUUUUCUCUUUUGAGGGCUGAUCCAAAACGAUGUUCCUGUGUGUGAGCUGACUGACCGGGGGCGUCAGGGGUGCUGGGGGCUGCUGCUGGUGUUCUAGCACGGGGACACAGCCCAGCAGCUCAGACGCAGACACCGCCGGAGAAAGAUGGCUCGCCCCGGGUCGGGGCUGCUGGUGCCCAUGAAUGGCGUGGGGUACCCGCCUCAGAACCUGGCCAGGGUGGUCGUCUGGGAGUGGCUGAACGAGCACGGGCGCUGGAGGCCGUACAGCGCGGCGGUGUGCCACCACAUCGAGAACGUACUGAAGGGAGACGCCAGGGGAAGCGUGGUUCUUGGGCAGGUGGAUGCCCAGCUCUCCCCUUACAUCAUCGACCUGCAGUCUAUGCACCAGUUUCGGCAGGACACAGGCACCAUGAGGCCCGUGCAGAGGAACUUCUACGAGCCGUCAUCGGCCCCAGGGAAAGGCGUGGUGUGGGAGUGGGAAAACGACAACGGCUCGUGGACGCCGUACGACAUGGAGAUCUGCGUGACCAUCCAGAAUGCCUACGAGAAGCAGCACCCGUGGCUGGACUUGACCUCUCUGGGCUUCUGCUACCUCAUCGACUUCAACAGCAUGUCCCAGACCAACCGGCAGAGUCAGCGCAAGCGCCGCCUUCGGAGACGCAUGGACCUGGCGUACCCGCUCAUCAUGGGCUCCAUUCCCAAGUCCCAGUCGUGGCCCGUGGGCGCCAGCUCUGGCCAGCCCUGCUCGUGCCAGCAGUGCAUCCUGGUGAACAGUACAAGAGCUGCCUCCAACGCCAUCCUGGCCUCGCAGCGGCGUAAGCUCUACGGAGGGACGGCUGGCAACUCGGGCGCCGCGGGAGGCCUCGGCGGCGUGCGGCAGAGCAACACCUUCGCUGGAACCUCCCUGUGGUCCCCGACGUCCGGCUCCUCCGGUGCCAACCACAAUAACAUAAGCGUGGGAGGUGGGCAGUCGAAAGCCGAACAGGUGCAGUCGCCGCUGCCUUCUGCCAACUUUCCCUGCUCCCCGGUGAUGCCAUCGCUUUCAUCCUCCCACGGUCACCACGCGCUCACCAUCAACGGACAGAACAAUCUGAACCGGCCAGGCACCCAGCGGAUUUCCAUGGGGACCACCAGAGGAGCCAUCCCACCCGGGGUUCCUGCUUUACCAGUGAAAAAUCUGACCGGGUCUGGACCUGUGCACCCAGCGCUAGCAGGCAUGACAGGUAUCCUGAUGUGCGCUGCAGGUCUACCCGUUUGUCUGACUCGAGCUCCAAAGCCUAUACUGCACCCGCCACCCAUCAACAAGAGCGACAUGAAGCCUGUGCCAGGGAUCAAUGGCAUGCGGCGCAAAACCAAGAAGAAGCACCUGAAGAGAGGUAAAAACCCGGAGGAUGUGGUCCGAAGAUACACAGAGAAGAUUAAAGUGGUGCCAGACGAGGACUGUACCAUCUGCAUGGAGAGGCUGGCGAUGUCAUCGGGCUACGAAGGCAUCCUGCAGCACAAAGGCAUCAAGCCAGAAUCGGUGGGCAAACUUGGCAAAUGUGGUCACAUGUACCAUCUGCUGUGCCUGGUGGCCAUGUACAACAAUGGCAAUAAGGACGGCAGCCUGCAGUGCCCAACGUGUAAGACAAUCUACGGGGAGAAAACAGGCACCCAACCCCCUGGGAAGAUGGAGUACCACGUCAUCCCCCACUCUCUGCCCGGCUACUCGGAAUGCAAAACCAUCCGCAUCGUGUACGACAUCCCCGCCGGGAUCCAGACCAAUGAGCACCCCAACCCCGGCAAGAAGUUCAGUGCAAGAGGCUUCCCUCGACACUGCUACCUCCCGGACAACGAGAAAGGCAGGAGGGUCCUAAAACUCCUCAUCAUGGCUUGGGACCGUCGCCUCAUCUUCACCAUCGGCACAUCCAGCACCACGGGAGAGUCGGACACGGUCGUGUGGAACGAGAUUCACCACAAGACGGAGUUUGGCUCCAACCUGACCGGCCACGGCUACCCUGACCCAAACUACUUGGACAAUGUGUUGACGGAGCUGUCGGCCCAGGGCGUUGGAGAGGACAAUCUGAAGGACUGACGUGCCGGCCACAGCGGCCACCAGCAGCACAGCAUUCUUCAGAGAACAAGGGACAAUGCAUGAUGUGCCAGGCUACGUCUGGCAACUCCUUAACAGCUUACAACCUGAAACGUUCUUCAGAAGUGGCUGACUAAGAGCAAUAGAAGCAGAAACCAAUGGUUCAGAUUUAUGUUCGAUCUCCACCCAGCUGUCUCCCGAUCCAUGCCUUGAGGAUGUCGAGUCCCGCCUCGAUGAGCUCCCUCCCUCUGAGAGGAGGAUGUGAGGAUGGUUUUAUACUCGUGUCGGAAGCUGCAGGCCGCAGUUUGCACGUAACCCCUUUUAGACUUAAACCUCUAAAGCGCUCUACACUUGCGAGUUGGAAGGUCAGGGUCCAAAUCAGACAUAUUUUAAAGGCUAAGCUUUUGAAUGCAUGACCCCAACUAAUGCUGCAUAAUGAAUGUUGAGCAAAUACGGCAGGAUAAGCUGUUGCCUGUCAUAGCAAAGAUACGCAGGAGAGAACUUUAAUUUGUCAUUUGUUUUUGCUUUGCUGUUUUGCCUUUACAAUCAAUAAUUGCAGUACAGUGUUUUGCAUAAGUAUUCACACCCCUUGUCACAUUAUUACCACAAGCUUCAAAUUGGGAUUUCGUACGGCAAGCUCACAACAAAGUAGCGCAUAGUUAAGUGAAACGAAAAAUUAUGGUUUUCAAAAUCGUUUACAAAUAACCUUUUACUACAACUACAGCAAUUCUUUUGGGAUAGAUAUCUAGGUCUGGGCUUUGACUGAGCCAUCUAACUCGUUAACAUGUGCUUCUGUUGUGGCUCUCGGUGUUUGCUUAGGGUUAUUGUCCCGUUGAGCCUGCGCUCGUCUUCAGAUUCUUCUAUAUUUUCUUCCAUUACUGCCAUUUAAUUAGCUCCAUUUAAUUUACUCAUUAACGCCAACCAGCUUCUCCACCCCGAUUGAAGAAAAUUAUGCUGCCGCCAUCUUGUUUCGCCUUGGGGAUGGUGUGUUCAGGGUGAUGCGUGGUGUUAGUUUUUUUUCAUUUAUUUAUUUACACACAUAGUUUUGCAUCUGUUGUAAGAAAACAUGUUUAAUUUUAGCCCAGUUUGACCAGAGCUCCUCCUUUCAUUCAAAGUUUAGAUUUGGCAUCUUAAACAACGUCUUCAAACAAUGUGGUUCUUUAUGUUGCAGCUCUGCUUGCCUUUAAACGUCCCAACAACUUUCUCGCUGUGUUCUUAGACUUUGUGAUGCUGUUUGUUCACUAAUGUCUGCUGAGGCCUUCACAGAGCAGCAGGGCGCUCUGAUAGGCAUUUACUACUUAGAUGAAGGCAGAUGGUUACGGUGCGUUUUGUUUAGAGUUGUCAACGGUGACUUGAUUACAUUUUUGAGUGCAAAAAUCAUGAUUUGCAAGUCAUUCAUCAUUUCCCUUCCACUGCACAACUUUGCGGUCAUUUUAGUUCAUCUCCACAAAGAAAAAUACAAAUAAAAUACUUACAAGUUUGCGGUUGUAGACCAGGGGGUGUGAAUACAAAGCAAACCGCCUGGGCAACUUUUAAGGUGAAGAUUCCUGAUUUGGUGAAAGCUAUUUAAGGUCAUCUUCAGCUUUUAUUUAUAUUUGUUUACCAAUUAGUAUUCUGCAAAGUGCUUAGAUGUCUGAGAGGUGCGGACCCAAACUUAUAUUUUGGAUUGUUGGGCGGAGAGGUCACACCGGCCGAAACUAAGCCUGCAACAGGAUGUCGAGGUUGUGCAGCAGGAUUUCAUCGAAGGCCAAACUCAUCCGCUUCGUUGGUGAUGCUGACGAGGCUGACCUCUGCGAACAGAAAGCCCGCUUUAUUAUUAUUCUCCACUAUCGAAAGUUUCCCCGUCCGUUGGCUCGAUCCAUCACGCCCGGCCAUACGGGAGGAGCGAGAGCGCGAUCGCCUGCUGUGAGGCGUCUCAGCUCUGGUUCUAAGUCCUUGAGUGGAGCAGCUGAGCGCCCAGAUGGACGUUCCUCUCUCAGACACCAACGAUUUUUUCCUUCUCCGAGCUCCAUCGCGAGGCUCACCUGCAAUACGCAAGCCUCCCGUGAGCCCCCCCGCUCACUGACGGGCAGCACACCAAGCUCAACGGCCCGUACGGCGAGCAGCGAAACAUUUCAUUUCCCGACUGAGCUCAUGCAGAGUUGCUUUAAGCUGAUGCUAGCGCAUGGCUUCGACCUCGCUUCUUCUCAGCUGUAGAGUUAAAGAGGGGUGCAAAAUUUCAUCUUGCGUUUUGGCAGAGAAGGUUGUUUUUUUUCCUGCAUCCUCCUCAUUUGUAGUAUCUGAGAGCUUGAGCUUCUCAAGGCCCUCAUAAUGUUUCUUUGCAACCUAUCGGUGGAUAAUCCUCCUGAGUGUAUGUGAUCAAUUCGAUGAGUUGGGCCGGGGGCUGAAUCAUAGUCUUCCAUAGCACUUUGAGGCAACUUUUCUGUUGAAUCAGUCUUUUUAUUUCAUUUAAUUUCUUUUAUAAGAUGUCUAAAAUGACUAUUUACUGUCUUUUUUUAAGUUGAUGUUUAUAAACUGGCUUGCGAUGCUUUAAAGAUAAAAAAUAAUAUAUACAUAUAUAUAUAUAUAUAGACAUAUAUGUAUGAUAUAUAAUUGCAGAUGUGAUAUACCUUUAAUUUCGAGCUCAGUUUGAGUCGGUGGUGUAAGUUUAGUUUAUUUUUAUACUCUUAUAUAUAUACGGAGGGAAAAAAAAGAUUGUCCCACAUAUUUAUACGCAAACACAUGUCAAAAUGGAUUCUGGCUCAGUUUGUCAGGGACUGAAACAUGUGACAUGUCAUGAACGUUGUAUAUUACAAGUAGUGUUAGAAUGCGGCUGUCGUUACCUUAACGUAGAAUCUGCAUUGCUGAUUGCCUGUUGGACGCCAGUAAAUUCAGUAAAUUGACUUUUAUUAUUGGCGAGGGAAGGUUAGCAUGGAGAUAUUUUCUUUUCUCUUUUUUUUCCCACAAGUUAGGCACUUUUACUCUUUUUCUACUUGCCCAGAACUUGAAAUCCUUUCUGAGCAGUCUGAAGGCGAAAUUGCAAAUAGAAUAUAAGAGGUUGAUUUAGCAAAAUGAAACAUUAGACCAGCAUGUAAACCAAAUCAAACACCAUAAAAACAAAGAGGUAUCAUCUUUAUCAUUGGUCGUUUGCAAUAAUGUG
This is a messenger RNA of Xiphophorus hellerii (green swordtail), 5904 nucleotides long. RefSeq names its product deltex 1, E3 ubiquitin ligase (gene dtx1). Gene Ontology annotation, molecular function: zinc ion binding. NCBI's taxonomy places the organism in Eukaryota, Metazoa, Chordata, Actinopteri, Cyprinodontiformes, Poeciliidae. The transcript is spliced from 10 exons. The coding region runs from base 840 to 2768 and encodes 642 amino acids. Gene Ontology annotation, biological process: protein ubiquitination; Notch signaling pathway. The record is from RefSeq and is a predicted model, not a curated record.